This is a messenger RNA of Rhineura floridana, 3955 nucleotides long. RefSeq names its product arylacetamide deacetylase (gene AADAC). The transcript is spliced from 5 exons. The record is from RefSeq and is a predicted model, not a curated record. Gene Ontology annotation, cellular component: membrane. Bases 62 to 1273 code for a protein of 403 amino acids. Lineage: Eukaryota; Metazoa; Chordata; Lepidosauria; Squamata; Rhineuridae. Gene Ontology annotation, molecular function: carboxylic ester hydrolase activity.
CUGUUAAAACUGGUGAGCCUAUUCAAUGGGAAUCAGUCUUGAGCGAAGUGGAUAGUAAAAGAUGGGAAACAAAUCACUGUGCCUUCUCAUUGCUACUGUUUUAGUUGCAUAUUAUAUUUACAGCCCUAUUCCAGAGAAUGUUGAGGACCACUGGAAACUGAUGUUCAUUAGUGCUGCCUUUAGAACUGUGGGACAUGUGGCAGCAGUUGCUGAGAAGCUGGGUCUUGCACACUACAUGGACAUUAUGAUGGUGAUCACAAGUAUGGAAUACGCAGCACCAGCAUCAGAUGAGAAGGUCACUGUGAGGGACACUGAAUUUAAUGGUGUUCCGGUUCGUUUGUACAUCCCUAAAGACCAGCCUGAUUCCUUGAAAAGGGCAGUGAUUUUCAUUCAUGGGGGUGGAUGGUGUGUAGGAGGGUCAGCAAUGAAGCCCUAUGACCUCCUGUCGAGAUGGACUUCAGAAAGACUAAAUGCUGUCGUCGUCUCAGUCGAGUACAGAUUGGCACCAAAAUAUCAUUUUCCAGUUCAGUUUGAAGAUGUGUACACAGUGGUAAAGUACUUCCUGCAGAGCAGUGUUCUUGAGCAAUACAACGUAGAGCCAAGCAGGGUGUGCAUUUCGGGAGACAGUGCAGGAGGGAAUUUAGCUGCAGCAGUGGCGCAGCAGCUUCUAGAUGAUCCUGGUGUCAAAGUUAAACUCAAGAUCCAAGUUUUACUUUAUCCUGUUCUUCAGACCAUUGAUCUGGAUUUGCCAUCCUAUCAAGACAAUGAAAACAUGCCAAUUCUGCCUAAAUCUUUAAUGCUCAGAUUUUUCAGUGAAUACUUUACGACUGACAUCUCUCUAAACAAAGCAAUGGAGACCAACCAACACGUUCCUGCAGAGCUAAGCCAUUUGUUUAAAUUCGUCAACUGGAGUCACUGGCUACCUGAAAGGUUUAAAAAGGGUCACAUUUAUACCAGUCCAGCACAUGGCAGUUCCAAGCUGGGGCAAAAAUACCCAGGAUUUCUAGAUCCAAGAGCAGCCCCACUAUUGGUUGAUGACAUCAAGUUGCGUGGUUUACCCCUCACAUAUGUUGUCACAUGUCAGUAUGAUGUCUUGAGGGAUGAUGGACUCAUGUAUGUCUCACGGCUUAGGGAGGCAGGAGUUCCAGUAAUACAUGAACAUGCUGAGGAUGCUGUUCACGGGGCUACAUUGUUUAUUGCAAGCCCAUUUGUCUUAACUAUGGGAAAGAGGAUAGCAAAUAAUUACAUUGAGUGGUUAAAUAAGAACUUAUAAAGGAAAGAAUUUCUGUGGAAAGCUUCUGGCUCUCAUCAGUUUGGGCUAGGUUUUAUACUGUAAUUUGGGGAAGAAAUGAUAUUUUCUCUGAAUAAUUUGAUAUUGUACGUCUAUGGCUAUUGUAAUUGUUAGAAAAGCUUUUCCUCUCUCUGUUUGAACAAGGCUGAGAUUAUUGGUUUGGGUGCCUUUUUUGUGUGUUUGUGUUUGUGUAUCUCUAGCAAAUUGUUCUUAAUUUUUAAAACAACAUUGAAAUGAAAUGUAUGAUUUUUUCAGACCGUUCCAGGUGUGAAAUUGCUGUUCCAGAUCUGUAUGUUGUUCUGACUUUGUUCUGCUUUGGGGGCAGGAUGUCUCAUGAUCAGAGCUUGGAACAGUUACUUUUUUGAACUACAACUCCCAUCAGCCCAAUCCAGUGGCCAUGCUGGCUGGGCUGAUGGGAGUUGUAGUUCAAAAAAGUAACUUUUCCAAGCUCUGCUCAUGAUUUGGCUUAUUUGCCAUGUGAUCCACCCUUGCUCUCUAAGUGGCCUUUUGAUUAAUGGCUUGUAGAAACUCAACCUGAACACACAUUGAACUCAGUUUUAUUCCUUGGUUAUAGUGCUUAUAUGUCUGAGGCCCAUAAUUUCAAUAGACGCCCAUCCAAGGGCUCUGCUGCUGUUCAUAUCACAGUAGGGUGGCCUAACAGGAAUAAACCUGGGAACCACAGACCAGUCAGCCUUUUAGUGCAAAUUCCUCCUAUUAAACACAUUUGUGUGCAGUUUUGACUAAUGUAACAUUUUUGCAAGCAAUUUCUCCUAAUAUAAUUUAUUUAUUUUAUUUAAUAAAAUGUAUACAGUAGGGCCCCACUCAUGCAGUGGGUUACGUUCAAGACCCCCGCCAAAAAGUGAAACCCGCCGAAAAGCGGAAGUCAGUCAAUAAAAUGGCGCCCGAAGCCCAAAACACGCCGUAAAAGCGGAACAAGCGCCGUAUGAGUGGGGCCUUACUCUAAUUGAAAGCCGCCAUAUUAGUGGAAUGCCGAAAAGCGGGCCGCCGAAAAGCGGGGCCCUACUGUAUACUGCUUGAAUGUAAAGAUCUCUAACUAGUUUACAAAACAUUAAAAUUAUCAAUAAAACGUUUAAAAACAAGUAAUUAGAAACUUAUUUAAAACAAUUAAAACAGCUACUAAAAGAUUAAAGAGAUCAACGUCUACUGUGUGUGUCUGGAUAGGCCUGCCUAAACAAAAAUGUUUUCAGCAGGCAGCAAAAGGAAUACAGUGAAGCUGCCUGCCUGAUGUUAUAGGCAGAGAGUAGUAAUGCAUUUUCUGUGUUAGUUUCACCAAUAUAUUCAUUUUUUAAUGCACACUUUCCCCUAACAAAUGCAUUGUUGCAAAAUUCAAAUAAGUGCAAAUUCUGAAGAACUGAAACUGUGUUUUGGUUCUCCUAUUGUUCCGGAAAGUGUAAAUUUGAUAGCUUUGGCUUUAAAUGUGAACCAAACUGAAUUUCUCACCCAUCCCUAUUGUGAAUGCCAUAAUCCCCUUUUGCCCUUCUUACAAUAUUAACAAUUUAAACAGGAUGGUUUUAUGAACAGAAAUGCUAGCUCAGCUCGGGUUUUUCAUUCUACUGAGCGGCAAUGAUUUCUACUCUUGCAAACCACAUGGCUCAUCUCUCUUCCAGUGACCUCUAUGCAGAUUUCUUAAAAUCAGAUGAAACUGGAAAACAAGGUGAUAAGAAGAAAUUUAGGAUUCUGUUCACAGCCAAUUACAAUGAACUGUCACCUGGCAAGCAUAUUGCAAAUAACACAAUGUUUUAUUUUAGGCAGGGAUGAUAUUCAGCAUGAGCUUUUGUCUAUAUGUAUUAGAUGUUAAUUUUAUUAAUCAUUCCAAGUUUUCCUGUAUGACGUCCCCUCAGAUUUCAGACUCUGGGUUUUAGCUGGCAAGCAAAAGCUUUCAUAAGCCGUACCAAAAAAAAAAAAAAAAAAGUCAGGAAAAGGUGUUCUUUUUUUAAAACCGCCAAAAAGUUUUCCCAAAACUGAGAAAUGUUUUUGUUUAAAUUUAUAUCUCAUCCUCCCUCCCAAGGGAGGCAAACACACAUAGGACAAUUAAAAACAUCUAAAAACAUUUAAAAACAAUUCCAGUGCAGAUGCAGACUGUAGAGAUCUCUACUUAAAAGACUUGUUGGAAGAGGGAGUUCUUUAGUAGGUAACAAAAAGACAACAGAGAUGGUGCCUGUCUAAUAUUUAACGGGAAGGAAUUCCAUAGGGUAGGUGCCAUGACACUAAAGGCCCAAUUCCUAUACUGUAUGGAAUGAAACUCCUGAUGAGAUGGCAUCUGCAGGAGGUCCUCACCUACAAAGUGCAGUGAUCAAUUGGAUAUAUGAGAGAGAUGGUUUUUUGUUAACAUUUAGUUCUUCUUUUACAAAAAAAGUCUCAAAAAGAUAGUGCUCAUGGGAUUCCUUUAAAAAGCACAUCCAUGAAUACAAAAGGUUACAUCAGAAGUCACCUCCAGAGAAGAAUUCUAGGUUGCAUUAUCAGACAUCUGGAAGAAGGAAAUAGUAGUAUAUCACUGGGACAAUUUUUUUCUUUCUAUUUUAAGAAAUGGCAAUAUGAUUAAGAUCACAGACAGAUUUUGUACUACUGCAAAACCUGGCAUUGGGUUAUAGAUGGCGUGAUGUUGUAGAAUUGUAAUAAAACUCCAGCAAAUUGUGGAACAAA